Molecule: messenger RNA, 616 nt
Organism: Drosophila grimshawi
Lineage: Eukaryota; Metazoa; Arthropoda; Insecta; Diptera; Drosophilidae
Exons: 3
Coding region: 104-616 (170 amino acids)
Source: RefSeq, a predicted model, not a curated record
GCAGCUAAGGGGAUGAUUUAAAUACCUUGUUGUCCUGGCAACCACGACCGGCAAAAACAUCAAAACAGCAAAUCGAAAAAGGUUGUCAGUGAACUAGUUGGUUAUGAGAAUGGAUACCGAGAUUAGGAGCAGCAGCAACUACUACAACAAUGGCCAGACAUUGCUGCCGCAUCGUUCCAAUUUAUUGCUGCAAAUGCUGCUACAGACCAAUGCCUACGUCUCGGUCAUCUGGAGUUUCAGCUAUUUGCUGCACAUGAUCAUCUGGUCGUUUCGAUUGUGGAACUACACUGGCCUGGCCAUGCUGCUGGCCUAUGUGCUGGCAGUUGGCACUGAAUCGCUGCGCCUCUAUGCCAGCUACUCAAUUAAUCUGGGCAUUGGUGCGACGACCAUGUGGUUGCUGUUGACGCUAACGCCUUGCGUCCUGCUGCCCGCGCUGGUCUAUCUGCGUCUGGCUGCUGCUUUGGGUGACUGCUGGCUGCAGUUCAUCUCGAAUGUGCAGCUUGUACUGAUUGCGUUGGAGGCGCUCGUGGCGCUCAUACAUUAUGCACUGUGCACCUCCAGCAUUAGGGAGAAGCAGUCGCGGCAACUGCUGAUGCUCAAGGCCAAACAACUGUAA